Molecule: messenger RNA, 1545 nt
Organism: Effrenium voratum
Lineage: Eukaryota; Dinophyceae; Suessiales; Symbiodiniaceae
Source: the annotation of a GenBank genome assembly
UAGGCUCCGUAUGUGAUCGACACGACGGCUCUCGUCUUAGCAUGGCCCGAGCCUUCACCCUGGGCCGCGCGCCAUGCGCCCUGAGCGGCCUGGGCCAUCUGGUCUCGCCGGAGGUUCCGAGGCGCGCGCCGGCCGGGCCCGUGGCAGCUGUGGCCACCUGCCUGCACGUGCGCCAGCGGAUGGGCAGAGGCGGCGGCAAAGGCAAGGGCAGCGGCAAGGGCAAAGGAGCUGGGUCGCAGAAGCCCACAGAUGACCCCAACUUCGUGCGAUGGUCCAAGAACAUGCGUCUGCAAGGAUCACCUUCAGGUGCUGUCUACGUGGUGGAGGACUACGUGGCGAGCGGCUCCUUCAGUCGUGUGUUCCGCGUUCACGAAGCGAAGCGCUGGGGUGAGAGGCGGGUCUACGCCGCAAAGGUGAUGCGCAAGGAGGACUCGUACAUCCAGUACACCUCCAGCGGCCCCAAAGAGGGCGAGCUCCUGAUGCGCCUCGAGGCGGCGCAGGCGGCGCAGGAGCAGGAGGUGUUGACCAUGCGUUGCCUGGACUCCUUUGCGACCAAAGACGACGCUGGACAGGAGUACUGGUGCCUGAUCUUGGAAUGGCUGGAUGCAUCUUUGUUCGACAUUGUACGAGCCAAUGGCCAUCGAGGACUGCAUCUGUCGAUGGUGCGGAUCUUGCUGAGACAACUUUUGGAGCAGCUAAAAGUGCUGCAGGAGCUGAAGUGUACUCACACAGAUAUCAAGCACAAGAACUGUUGCUUGGCCAACACCGAGCACUACUUGGCACCCUCUUCCGGAGGGCCAACGAUAAUCCUCACGCAGCCCUUGGCAAAGUUCAUAGACUACGGCAACGCCGUGUUCGAGGGCGACAAGAAGCCACACCCGAUUCACACCAAGCAGUUUCGUGCGCCAGAAGUCCUGCUCAAUGUCCGGAUGGGCUGGGGCCCGGCCAGCGACACCUGGACCUUGGGAGUCACUGCAGCCUUCCUGGUCUCUGGGCAGCUGAUCUUCAAUUCCCAUGAUCCAACGGAGCUCCUGCGGCUCAUGCGCCAGGCACUGGGGCCCUUCCCGGCGCGGCUGCUGGCUGCGGCGCAGGACAAUCGCAUGCGCAAGGCGGCAGAGCUUGCAGAGGGCGGUGUGGAGCCACAGCUCGGCAGCUGGCUGAAUCUGGCUGGCAAAGGCCCUGCUGAAGCCGCAUGCGCGGAUCUGCUGCUGCGGAUGCUUGCGCUGGAUCCAGGGGAGCGGCUCAGUGCAGAGGAGGCGCUACGCCACACCUUCAUCGCGGACGGAGGCGACGGUGAGAAGGCACCAAUUCCCCCCAAGACCUCUGAGCUGCGGUACCUAGGUGCAAGCUGAGGACACGCGGCCUUCUUUCCGUGAGGAGUGCUUGCUGAGUGAAAUUCCAGCGCGCCGGAACCUCUGCGGCGUGUCCCGCAAGAACACGGAGCCUCCGUUUUCGCAGAGUUAGGAGAGCUGGCCUUCCAGAGAACAGCUGGAUGGAAGCAAGUGCGCUUGAUGGGCGGCGACUGGUUUGCAUGUCAGGCACGGU